Molecule: messenger RNA, 4710 nt
Organism: Chrysochloris asiatica (Cape golden mole)
Lineage: Eukaryota; Metazoa; Chordata; Mammalia; Afrosoricida; Chrysochloridae
Gene: ABCC1
Product: ATP-binding cassette, sub-family C (CFTR/MRP), member 1
Exons: 31
Coding region: 1-4710 (1569 amino acids)
Biological process (GO): glutathione transmembrane transport; xenobiotic transport
Cellular component (GO): basolateral plasma membrane
Molecular function (GO): glutathione transmembrane transporter activity; ATP binding; ABC-type xenobiotic transporter activity
Source: RefSeq, a predicted model, not a curated record
AUGGGGGGUGGAGAUGGUAAUAGUGGUGAUGGGGAAGGAGGACGGGAUGAUGUCAGUGAUGGCGUUGGUGACAGUGAUGGAGAUGGUGGUGGUGACAGUGAUGGUGGUAGGAGUGUGAUGGUGGAGGUUGUAGUGCUGAUGGUGGUGACGGUGAUGGAGGACUGGAAUGUUACGUGGUAUACCAGCAACCCUGACUUCACCAAGUGCUUUCAGAACACCGUUCUUGUAUGGGUGCCAUGUUGUUACCUCUGGGCCUGCUUCCCCUUGUACUUCCUCUAUCUCUCCCGACAUGACCGGGGCUACAUUCAGAUGACGCAUCUCAACAAAACCAAAACUGCCUUGGGGUUCUUGCUGUGGAUCGUCUGCUGGGCAGACCUCUUCUACUCUUUCUGGGAAAGAAGUCAGGGCGUGGUCGUGGCCCCAGCGUUUCUGGUCAGUCCAACCCUCUUGGGCAUUACCAUGCUGCUUGCUACCUUCCUAAUCCAGCUGGAGAGAAGGAAGGGAGUCCAGUCCUCCGGGAUCAUGCUCACUUUCUGGCUGGUAGCCCUACUGUGUGCAGCUGCCAUCUUAAGAUCCAAAAUCAUGACUGCCUUAAAAGAGGAUACCCAAGUGGAUGUGUUUCGCGAUGUCACUUUCUACAUUUACUUUUCCCUGGUACUGGUUCAGCUUGUGUUGUCCUGUCUCUCCGACCGCUCGCCCCUGUUCUGUGAGACCAUCAACGACACUAAUCCCUGCCCGGAAUCCGGUGCCUCGUUCCUUUCUAGGAUCACCUUCUGGUGGAUCACAGGGUUGAUGGUGCAGGGUUACCGCCAGCCUCUGGAAAGCACUGACCUCUGGUCCCUGAAUCAGGAGGACACCUCAGAAGAGGUCGUACCUGUUCUGGUGAAGAACUGGAAGAAGGAGUGUGCCAAAACUAGAAAGCAGUCGGUAAAGAUUGUGUAUUCCUCCAAGGACCCUGCCAAACCCAAAGGUGGGGGCUCCAAGGUGGAUGUGAAUGAGGAGGCAGAGGCUUUGAUCAUCAAGACCCCUCAGAAGGAGCGGAAGCCAUCCCUAUUCAAGGUGUUAUACAAGACCUUUGGGCCCUACUUCCUCAUGAGCUUCCUAUUUAAGGCUCUCCAUGACCUGAUGAUGUUUGCUGGCCCGGAAAUCUUAAAGCUGCUCAUCAACUUUGUCGAGGACGAGCAGGCCCCGGCCUGGCAGGGCUACUUCUACACUGUGCUGCUCUUCGUCUGUGCCUGCCUCCAGACCCUGGUGCUGCACCAGUACUUCCACAUCUGCUUUGUCAGCGGCAUGCGCAUCAAGACUGCUGUCAUUGGAGCCAUCUACCGGAAGGCCCUCGUGAUCACCAAUUCAGCCAGAAAGUCGUCCACAGUUGGGGAGAUCGUCAAUCUCAUGUCUGUGGAUGCCCAGCGGUUCAUGGACCUGGCCACGUACAUUAACAUGAUCUGGUCAGCCCCUCUGCAAGUCUUCUUCGCUCUCUACCUCCUGUGGCUGACCCUGGGUCCAUCUGUCCUGGCUGGGGUGGCUGUGAUGAUCCUUAUGGUCCCUCUCAAUGCUGUGAUGGCCAUGAAGACCAAGACCUACCAGGUAGCUCACAUGAAGAGCAAAGACAAUCGGAUUAAGUUGAUGAAUGAAAUUCUCAAUGGGGUCAAAGUCCUCAAGCUUUACGCCUGGGAGCUGGCCUUCAAAGAGAAGGUAUUGACCAUCCGGCAGGAGGAGCUGAAGGUGUUGAAAAAGUCUGCUUACCUGGCAGCCAUGGGCACCUUCACCUGGGUCUGCACACCUUUCCUGGUGGCUCUAUCAACGUUUGCCGUCUACGUGACCAUUGAUGAGAGCAACAUCCUGGAUGCCAAGAAAGCCUUCGUGUCCUUGGCCUUGUUCAACAUCCUGCGCUUCCCCUUGAACAUUCUCCCCAUGGUCAUCAGCAGCAUCGUGCAGGCAAGUGUCUCCCUCAAACGCCUCCGGAUCUUCCUCUCCCACGAGGAGCUGGAGCCUGACAGCAUCGAGCGGCGGCCUGCCAAAGAAGGAUCAGGGACUUGCAGCGUCACCGUGAAGAAUGCCACCUUUACCUGGGCCAGGGGUGACCCGCCCACGCUGAAUGGCAUCACCUUCUCGGUUCCGGAAGGUGCCUUGGUGGCCGUGGUGGGCCAAGUGGGCUGUGGCAAGUCAUCUCUGCUCUCCGCGCUGUUGGCCGAGAUGGACAAAGUUGAGGGGCAUGUGGCAAUCAAGGGCUCAGUGGCCUAUGUGCCCCAGCAGGCCUGGAUCCAGAACGAUUCCCUCCGUGAAAACAUCAUCUUUGGACGGCAACUACAGGAACGCUAUUACAAGGCUGUGAUCGAAUCCUGUGCCCUCCUCCCAGACCUGGAGAUCCUGCCCAGUGGGGACCGGACAGAGAUCGGGGAGAAGGGCGUGAACCUGUCUGGGGGCCAGAAGCAGCGUGUGAGCCUGGCCCGAGCUGUGUACUGUGACUCAGACAUCUACCUCUUUGACGACCCUCUCUCGGCCGUGGACGCUCACGUGGGGAAGCACAUAUUUGAAAAUGUCAUGGGCCCCAAGGGGAUGCUGAAGAACAAGACGCGGAUCCUGGUCACCCACGGCCUCAGCUACCUGCCGCAGGUAGACAAGAUUAUCGUCAUGAGUGGUGGCAAGGUCUCAGAGAUGGGCUCCUACCAGGAGCUGCUGGCCCGGGAUGGGGCCUUCGCCGAGUUUCUGCGCACCUACGCCAAUGCGGAGCAGGAGCAAGACGCUGAGGAUGAAGGGUUAACAGGGAGCAGCGGUCCAGCGAAGGAGAUGAAGCUGAUGGAGAAUGGAAUGCUGGUGACAGACUCCUCGGGGAAACAGCUGCAGAGACAGCUCAGUAGCUCCUCCACCUACAGUGGGGACACGCGCAGACACCAUGGCAGCUCCGCGGAGCUGCAGAAAGCUGAGACCCAGAAGGAGGCCACCUGGAAACUGAUGGAGGCAGACAAGGCUCAGACGGGGAAGGUCAAGCUGUCCGUGUACUGGGACUAUAUGAAGGCCAUCGGACUCUUCAUCUCCUUUCUGAGCAUCUUCCUCUUCUUGUGUAACCAUGUGGCUGCCUUGGCUUCUAACUACUGGCUCAGUCUCUGGACGGAUGACCCCAUCGUCAACGGGACCCAGAAGUACACCAAAGUCCGUCUGAGCGUCUACGGAGCCCUGGGCAUUUCCCAAGGUAUCGCAGUGUUUGGCUACUCCAUGGCGGUGUCCAUUGGGGGUAUCUUGGCCUCCCGCCGCCUGCACCUGGACCUGCUACAAAACGUCCUCCGGUCGCCCAUGAGCUUCUUUGAGCGGACACCCAGCGGGAACCUGGUGAACCGCUUCUCCAAGGAGAUGGACACGGUAGAUUCGAUGAUCCCGCAGGUCAUCAAAAUGUUCAUGGGCUCCCUGUUCAACGUCAUCGCAGCCUGCAUCAUCAUCCUGCUGGCCACGCCCAUCGCCGCGGUCAUCAUCCCGCCCCUGGGCCUCAUCUACUUUUUCGUUCAGAGGUUCUACGUGGCCUCUUCCAGGCAGCUGAAGCGCCUUGAGUCAGUCAGCCGCUCUCCAGUGUACUCCCACUUCAACGAGACCCUGCUUGGGGUCAGCGUUAUCCGCGCCUUCGAGGAACAGGAGCGCUUCAUCCGCCAGAGUGACCUGAAGGUGGAUGAGAAUCAGAAAGCCUACUACCCCAGCAUCGUGGCCAACAGAUGGCUGGCCGUGCGGCUGGAGUGUGUCGGCAACUGCAUUGUACUCUUUGCGGCCCUGUUCGCAGUGAUCUCCCGGCACAACCUCAGCCCUGGCUUGGUGGGACUCUCCGUGUCUUACUCGUUGCAGGUGACCACGUACUUGAACUGGUUGGUACGGAUGUCGUCUGAGAUGGAGACCAACAUAGUGGCUGUGGAGCGACUCAAGGAGUAUUCCGAGACUGAGAAGGAGGCUCCCUGGCAAAUCGAGGGGUCGGCUCCGCCCAGCAACUGGCCCCAGGUGGGCCGUGUGGAGUUCCGUGACUAUGGCCUGCGUUACCGAGAUGACCUGGACCUUGUGCUCAAGAACAUCAAUGUCACUAUCGACGGCGGAGAGAAGGUUGGCAUCGUGGGGAGGACAGGAGCCGGGAAGUCAUCUCUGACCCUGGGCUUGUUUCGGAUCAAUGAGUCAGCCGAAGGCCAGAUCAUCAUCGAUGGCAUCAACAUUGCCCAGAUUGGCCUGCACAGUCUCCGCUUCAAGAUCACCAUCAUCCCCCAGGACCCUGUUUUGUUCUCGGGCUCCCUCCGCAUGAACUUGGACCCAUUCAGCCAGUACUCAGAUGAAGAGAUCUGGACAUCCCUGGAGCUGGCUCACCUGAAGAACUUCGUGUCAGCCCUUCCAGAUAAGCUGAACCACGAGUGCGCAGAAGGAGGGGAGAACCUGAGUGUUGGACAGCGCCAGCUAGUGUGCUUGGCUCGGGCCCUGCUGAGGAAGACCAAGAUCCUGGUAUUGGACGAAGCAACAGCAGCCGUGGACCUGGAGACGGACGACCUUAUUCAGUCCACCAUCCGGACCCAGUUUGACAACUGCACUGUCCUUACCAUUGCUCACCGGCUCAACACCAUCAUGGACUACACAAGGGUCAUUGUCCUGGACAGAGGGGAGAUCCGAGAGUGCGGCCCUCCGGCUGACCUGUUGCAGCAGAGAGGCCUGUUCUAUAGCAUGGCCAAAGAUGCUGGCUUGGUGUGA